Messenger RNA from Dreissena polymorpha, 774 nucleotides. Its product is annotated as orexin/Hypocretin receptor type 1-like. The record is from RefSeq and is a predicted model, not a curated record. The coding region runs from base 1 to 774 and encodes 257 amino acids. Gene Ontology annotation, biological process: G protein-coupled receptor signaling pathway. NCBI's taxonomy places the organism in Eukaryota, Metazoa, Mollusca, Bivalvia, Myida, Dreissenidae. The transcript has 2 exons. Gene Ontology annotation, cellular component: membrane. Gene Ontology annotation, molecular function: G protein-coupled receptor activity.
AUGAAUAUAACGCAUAUUGAACAUCAACUUGAACAUCAAGUGAAGGUUCCAACACCAAACUAUAUGGAUAUCAGUUUGAUGUACGGCAAUGAAUCCGGACGAAAUGCGGAUGUGUAUAGCCUUGCCGAUGUCGAUCUACUUUUUGCGAAUAUUGAACUAGAUAUUUACAUUGACCUUGGCGUGGUGAACAUCAUUCUUAUCGUACUCUAUAGCGCCAUCUUCAUCGUCGGUCUCCUUGGCAAUAUAUUUGUUAUCGUCGCGAUCAUAAAGUUCAAAAGUCUGCGCACGCUAACGAACUACUUUCUUUUGAACCUCACAGUUGGUGACAUAUUGGUUAUAUUGGUUUGCAUACCUGUCACUCUUGGAAGUACGGUGUACAAGAAAUGGAUUUAUGGUCAAGUAUUGUGUAAAUUAACGCCAUUUUGCCAAGGCACGGCGCAACGGCGAAGAACUGUGAAGAUGCUUAUUUGCAUAGUAGUGAUAUUUGGACUUUGUUGGCUCCCAUAUUAUAUUGUAUACUUUUGGAUCGAUGCAAAUUUAAGCAUCGGUGCUGAUAAUGGCAUUCUUACAAAUGUGUAUCCAUUUGUUAUGUUGCUCGGUUUAUCAAACUCGGCAGUGAAUCCAAUCUGCUAUUGCAUUCUUAGCCGUGGAUUUCGAAGGGGGUUUGAUAGUAUAUUGUGCGUUAACUUCUUGAGGAGAGGUGGGAGCUUUUUGCGAUCAUCCUUCAAAAUGAAAUCGACCGCGAGUGGAAGCAUAGACACAGCGGAGGUGUGA